GCAUCCAGGAUGCUGGGCUGGCUGGGCUCCAGCUGGCCUCUGCAUCAAUAUUUCAUCGGCAUCAAUAGGAGGCAGCGGGGACAGCCGCUGCGGCAGCACUCGCUCCAGCUCCAGCCUGCAGCUCGCAGGGAGAGUCCCGCUUCCAUCCUGCUCACAGUAGCCCAGCCCGGCACACCACCAUGGAUGUCUUCAAGAAGGGCUUCUCCAUUGCCAAGGAAGGUGUGGUGGGCGCCGUGGAGAAGACCAAGCAGGGGGUGACAGAGGCAGCUGAGAAGACCAAGGAAGGGGUCAUGUAUGUAGGAGCCAAGACCAAGGAAAAUGUUGUGCACAGCGUGACUUCAGUGGCCGAGAAGACCAAGGAGCAGGCCAAUGCCGUGAGCGAGGCUGUGGUGACCAGCGUCAACACCGUGGCCACCAAGACCGUGGAGGAGGCGGAGAACAUCGUGGUCACUACCGGGGUAGUGCGUAAGGAAGACUUGAAGCAGCCCACCCCCCCACAGGAGGAUGAAGCAGCCAAAGAGGAAGAGGAAGUGGCUAAGGAGGCCCAGAGUGGGGGAGACUAGAGCCUGCAGGUCAGCACAGAGGCCCCGAAGGGCACUCCUCCACCUUGGACCCCACCCCUUCUGGCACGAGGAGAGCCCGCCCUGGCGUGUGACCCACAGCUGCUCAGACUCCCCGUGCCCACGCCCGGCUGCCCCCAGGCCUGACCUCUCAUGCUGCUGCACUGCCCUCACUGUCCUCCCUCACCCUCUCCCGCCCUCCGGCCCUUCUGACCCCAGAUGCUGCUGUGAUUUUUUUUCUAAUUAUUCCAAAUAAACUUGAGCCCCAUCCCA
This is a messenger RNA of Carlito syrichta (Philippine tarsier), 833 nucleotides long. RefSeq names its product synuclein gamma (gene SNCG). Gene Ontology annotation, biological process: synapse organization; chemical synaptic transmission; synaptic vesicle endocytosis. Gene Ontology annotation, molecular function: cuprous ion binding. The record is from RefSeq and is a predicted model, not a curated record. The transcript has 6 exons. The coding region runs from base 180 to 563 and encodes 127 amino acids. Gene Ontology annotation, cellular component: axon terminus; neuronal cell body; cytoplasm. NCBI's taxonomy places the organism in Eukaryota, Metazoa, Chordata, Mammalia, Primates, Tarsiidae.